CUGCAGUCACCUGCAGGCUGACUAAUCGAAAUUCAGACGCUGGAGCGAGUCAAGAACUUGGCAAGCGAAAUCCAGCAACGAGAUGCUGAGCUCCUCCCUGAACCCCCAGAAUGACAGCUGGACAGAGCUCUUCUCUCUGCUUUUGGGUCUUGGCGCUGUCCUCUACUUGGGCUACUACUGGACAUGGGUGCCCCAGACACCUCGGCUGUUCACUGGGUCCCAGUUACGGGCCUUCCUGGAGCAACACUGUCCACUCACCGUGGAGACUUUCUACCCCACGUUCUGGUGUGUGGAGGGGCGGCUUCAAACCAUCUUCCGGGUCUUCCUGCAGCCCCGGCCUGUAGUCUCUUACUGGAGUGAAGUUCUCCAAACCCCAGAUGGGGGGCAGCUCCUCCUCGACUGGGCCGGUCAGCAUAACUGCAGCCAACGCCCAGACCCCAGCACCCAGCCCAUCGUAUUGCUGCUUCCUGGCAUCACAGGCAGUAGCCAGGAGACAUACAUCUUGCACCUAGUGGACCAAGCUUUGAAGGAUGGCUACAGAGCUGUCGUACUUAAUAACCGCGGCUGCCGUGGCGAAGAACUGCUGACCUACAGGGCCUACUGUGCCAGCAACACGGAAGAUCUGGAGGCAGCUGUGAACCACAUAAAGGGCCACUACUCUCAGGCUCCACUGCUGGCCGUGGGCAUCUCUCUUGGAGGGAUAUUAGUGCUGAACUACCUGGCUCGAACAGGACGGGCCGCAGGGGUGGUGGCAGGACUGACUCUUUCUGCCUGCUGGGAUAGCUUCGAGACCAUCAGCUCCCUGGAGAGCCCCCUGAAUUCACUGCUCUUCAAUCAGUACCUCACUGCUGGGCUUUGCCGAGUUAUCAACCGAAACAGAAAGGUGAUGGAGAAGGUGGUGAAUGUAGACUCCGUGCUCCAGGCUCGCACAAUCCGCCAGUUUGAUGAGCGCUACACGGCUGUGGCCUUUGGCUAUCAAGAUUCUGCUGCCUAUUACCGGGCAGCAAGCCCAAGAACCAAGGUAGAUGCCAUCCAGAUCCCCGUGCUCUGCCUCAAUGCAGCUGAUGACCCCUUCUCCCCAGUCCAUGCCCUUCCCUUACAGGCUGCCCAACAUUCUCCCCAUGUCGCACUGCUUGUCACACCCCGGGGUGGCCACAUCGGCUUCCUGGAAGGGCUGCUCCCCUGGAAGCACUGCUACAUGAGCCGCCUCUUGCAUCAAUAUGCCAGGGCCAUCUUCCAGCACCCGGAGGAGCUGCUCAGCCUCAGGGUGCCCACACUUUCUGAGGGAGGCAAGAGCUGACAAGAGUACCAUUUGGGGCAUCAGUUCAGUUUUCCCUUGUUUAUUAAAUAUUACUGUUUCCUGCCAAA
Messenger RNA from Phacochoerus africanus (Common warthog), 1368 nucleotides. It is a transcript of the gene ABHD1, whose product is annotated as abhydrolase domain containing 1. The record is from RefSeq and is a predicted model, not a curated record. Bases 83 to 1300 code for a protein of 405 amino acids. NCBI's taxonomy places the organism in Eukaryota, Metazoa, Chordata, Mammalia, Artiodactyla, Suidae. Gene Ontology annotation, molecular function: acetylesterase activity; monoacylglycerol lipase activity. The transcript has 9 exons. Gene Ontology annotation, biological process: medium-chain fatty acid biosynthetic process; medium-chain fatty acid catabolic process.